This is a messenger RNA of Papilio polytes (common Mormon), 17726 nucleotides long. RefSeq lists its product as uncharacterized. NCBI's taxonomy places the organism in Eukaryota, Metazoa, Arthropoda, Insecta, Lepidoptera, Papilionidae. Bases 1 to 15981 code for a protein of 5326 amino acids. The transcript is spliced from 18 exons. The record is from RefSeq and is a predicted model, not a curated record.
AUGACUUCGACAAAUGAUGGAAAAGACGUGAAUUGUAAACAAUCAAGUGGCCCAAAAGGCAAAUUAUAUUUUAUUGAACUUUACAAGUUUCUAGACAGUCGGCUGAGUGGGGAGGAGGGCUUGCAGGAGCGCACGCAGCACGUCUGCCAGGCGUGGCAGUCUAUCCACAGCCUGUGUCUGCAGAGCUCGCCCAAGCUCCACCUUCACCUGCUCGGCUGGCUGCAGACCCACACCGCACAGACUAUACUACAUACGGAAUGGCAAAAGCCAGAACUAUUACCACAGCAUGGCAACUUGGCCGAGGCGAUAGAUGUUCAUAUCAACGAAUGCAAAGAUGCGAUCGCGACGAGAAAAGGAUCCGGUCUAUUCUGGGAAAUUCAUUUGCUGAAGAGGGCGGAGUGGUUCAAGAAGGUGCUUUCAAAUCCUUGGGGACAUCCCAUACUCAAGAGGCUAUCAAACCCCACAGAAGAAAAGCCCAGUGAUAAAGAAGUGAUAGAAUGGCUGAAAGAAGAGCGCAGCGAGAUGUUCGUGUCGCGGCUGCGGCAGCUGGCGAUGUCGAAGGCUUGUGACAAAGAGAAAAGUGACAAAAGUGAACCGACGUUUGCUGAUAUAUUGAGUAGGGAAGCUGGUUUUAACUCGGAUGUCUGGGAUCUCCUCACAGAUAUGGAGUUUGUGCUUCUCUUCCAGGGUGAUAAUGCGUCGCGGUGUAUAGAAUUGGCCAAACAACGAUCUCUACGUAGCGGCUACAAGUUGGUGGAGAGGCUACUGGGCCGCGCCGACAAGCUGCCACGCGAUAAAAAACUCUGGAAGAACGCCAAAAAAGUCGCUAAACUUAUUGCACAGGUGACAAUAACCCGGUGCAUGGUGUUGCCGUCGUGCGCGGGCGUGGUGUACGACGCGCUGUACCACUGCGCGCGCUCGCUGGCCGCGCUGCUGCCGGCCGCCGCGUUGCCGCGCGCCGCCAGCGCCCUCGCCGCGCCCGCCGCCACCGCCGCGCACCUCCACACCCUGGCCGCUGCCGUCUCCGAUAAGUGCAAGGAUGAGAUGAAGGCGUUCGUGUGCGAGUUGUACGUGCGCGCGAUCACCACCGGCAUGAACGAACUGGAGAGACUCAAAUUGAAGACUGAAAAGGCAUCGGAAGCGCGGUCCACAGAGCAAAUGUUGUGCACGUGGUUCACGCAGCUCGGCUCCCUGUUAUCUAAGAGUCCUCGCCUGAACUACGAGUGCGCGCUCACCGCUUUCUCUGUCCACCCCUCGCCGGCCAUGUACGAGCGUAUUGUGGCCGCGCCCGCUUUACCUCCGCUCAUUACCAAUAUUGAUACUCAACCUCGGGAAGAUACAAACUCGGAGUUUGGCAGUUGGGCUACCGACAGUCGGACAACGACUAACUUUGUGAAGACUUCAGAAACAUUGAAUAUCAAACAAAUACAAAAUAAUGCGAAUGUGUUGUCGACCGCCGUGCUGACGGAGGGGGAGGCGAUAGGUCUGGGCACGGAUCUGUGUCAAGACUUGGCCGUGCUUCUCUCCGGACCCAGGCAUAAAAUACUCUCCUGGGAUAUUAACAGGGACGUCCUGUUGGAGAACUGUAAGACGUACAUGGAACGUACUGACGGCGGCACGCGCGCUCUCACCACGGAGCUGAAGUAUCUCAACUUAGACCCUCGAUCCUUCCAACAUCUGCCAUUUGAAAAGGACGACGAAGAUAAUAUUUAUUACGGCAUCGAGAAAGGUUACGAACAUUUAGUAGAGCACGAAGAGGUUGAGGUUGAAAAACAAUGGCACGAAGUCCUCUUCGACUCUGAAACGGAAGAUGCGAUAUCCAGUUGUAUGGAUGAUACAGAUUCUCCAGUCAGACGGAAAAAGAAAAAAUCUAAACGUCUUGUAUCCACCGACGAAGAAGUCGAUCCACUUUCAUUAUCUGAUGACCAACAGCACCAAAAGAAAAAGGAGAGACCGCACAGUAAAGAAAGAUUAAAAUCAAAGGCAAAAUCGAGCAAAAACAAAGAUAGCACUGAAAAGAAAGAAAGGAAAGAACGAAAGAAGAAAGAUAAAAUAAAUACAGGAACUGAACCAUCGGUUCCACUAUCAAGUCUUAUUGGCAUGAAAGUUACGAGAGUUGAAAAUGCCUCCGUAAAGCAAGAGAAACAAAAUGAUGAACAAAAUCUAAACAGAAAAUUGUCCAUAACAUCACUUAACUCCGAUAACAGUGACAAUAAUGUCGUAUUUGACGGUUUAUACUCGAUGGAUGAUAUUUAUAGCCCAGAUAAAAGUCAUCGAAGUCUUCAAGCACUUACCAAUAAAACGAUCAAAUCUAAUGCUGAUUUAGAUGACGAUAACAAGCCAUUGUCUCAAGUGGUCAAUGAAAGAUCACUAAAUAACAAAAAUAAAGAGAAAGAAUUACGAAUUAAUUCAGUAAUAACAUCGCAGCAGCAAAGUGCUGUCCCAGAUAAUGGAUCUAGCGUUAACACUAACUAUAAAGACUUUCCGCCCCAACAAGACAAUACGGUGAAGCAAAAUCUAAAAAAACUGAUAGAGGUGAGAAGGUUUAAGAGUGAAAGUAACACACAAGUAAACAAUACAAGUCAAUUACAAAGUUCUGACAAUGGCUUACAUACUCAAAGUCAUAGCAUAGUGUACCCUCCUCAAACACUACAGGAAGACAGUAAAGAUCCGUGUUCCGUGCCAUUGAUUGAAAGUUCCUCGUCGCACCAGUCAAUGAAUAAUGUAAAUUUAAAACAGUUCGAUCACAUAAGUCCUUCUACUAGUGAAGUGAGAAGUAUAUUGAACGGAAAUUCCGGAGCAUCUGAUACCUCAGGGAAACUUUAUGUUGGUCGAAUCGUGUUUGGUUUGGCAAAAUAUACUAGCUCAUUGAAUGAACAGAAAUUGAAGGAAAGUGACGCUCAAAGUAAACCCAAAGCAGCUCCUGUUCCUAAAGUUGAAAAUAAAAACAAUAAAAUACACAGCAAACGACCCCCGGAUAAAGAAAAGCGCAUUGCACAGAAACAAGUUCUUGUUCGUAAUCAGCCACAACAUGAUAAACCUAAAAACAUAAACGAAAUCAAAACUGAGUAUAAUAAUUCCGGUAAUAAAAAUGAUAAACCGAAUAUUAAAAGUGAAACUAUAACCAGUUAUAAUAAUUUGGUUAAUGAAUUACAACCACAACAAGCUGACAAAGUAAAAAAUACAAACGAAACCAAAAGCAUUUACAAGAAUUUGAUAAAUGAAUUACAGCCACAACAACGAUGUGACAAGUUGAAAAGCACAACCGAAACCAAAAAUAAUUACAAAAAUUUUGUAGAUGAAUUAAAGGCGACUAUAAACGCUGGCGCAGUUGAUGACGAAUUUUACAAAGAAUCAGUAACUCAAAAAGACAGAGCCGAACCUUCUAGUAAAACAUUUUCUAUGCCUAACCAAAAUAAAUUAAAAAUUCAUUCAGCUUCAACGCCUCAAUGUGCCAAAUCUGUUAUACACCAAAAGAUAACUGAAGCACCUAACACAUUUGCUAGGCUUAACUAUAUGCAUAAGAACAAGCAAAGCCAUUCGAGAAAUAAACCUACUAGCGGCAUUAAACAAAUACAAGAAAAAAUUUUGGCUUCUGAAUUGGAUAAACAGAUUUCAGAUUAUAAACUGGACAAAUUCCACUAUCUCCAAACCAAAGAUUUAACAAUAUCAAGAGUGGGAACCGGAAUUCAUAACGGACAACCAAAUGAUACUCCAAUAGUAAUACAAAAAAGAGAGGUUCGUGCUCCGUUAGUUUUACAAAAAAGGAACACCCCAAAUAUGAUAAAAGAUCAAUCUGGUAUAUCUAAAGUAAUAAAACCUAAUGAAAAUAAGAUUCCCUUGAAGAUAAAAACAGAAGCCAGCGACGGAACAACGAAGUCGUCUAUGCUAAUGGAAAAAGACCAACAAGACCUGCUAUUACUGUUGCGACAACAAAAUAAGUUAAAUGCUCAAAAUCCUGUUAUAACAACACCUGAAGUCAAAUUCAAUCAUGUUGCUCAAAUUUCUCCCCAAUGUAAGACGGAAAGUAGGAGUCUUAGCCACAACGUUAUUUCUAAUACUCGUGAUUUGAAUGGGGCAGAUUUUCGUCGUUUAACUGACUACGAUAAUAAAAACAUAUUACAUGAAAACUCUUCAAAUAAAACAUUAAUUCUACCAAGCGAUCAAACGCAUCCAUCAGUUAUUAAAAUGACAAGUGGGAGUAAAGCGAUUAUUAAUUCGUCACAAUUGUCGAGGAAGUCGGAAGGUCUCGGCUCAGGCCCAGGAUCGAUGAAUGAUGUUUACUCUGGAAGUAAGAUGCCAGUUAAAAAGGAGAGAUAUACUCAGAAGAAAAACUCAGAAAUACACUUAGACAUCGAAACGAAAUCGGACUGGAAAUUGGUCAUGCAAGAUCUGUUGAAACACAAAACACCGAGCCGAGGUCCAAAUGCUCUCGAUGUAGCACUAAAUAAAGAUUCAUUUACAAAGCAUACAACUAAGAAUACAAUUUGUAAUGAAAAGGCAGUGGGGCUAGAGGCAGUAAAAAGAAACCAAAAGACUCUAGAAAACAGCACCUCGCUUGGUAACACCGGUUAUCAAAGCGUCAUUCCUUCAGAUUAUACCUUGAGGACGGCAGUAACUAGUGUCCCAAUGGCGACGAUACAGCCAGAAGUACUGAAAAGAAUAAGUAAACCAGAAGUUAUGCUGAAAACAGAUAUGUAUUACGUUCCUAAACCAUCAUUACCUGAGGUACCAAAAAUUACGUGUGAUGCUCUCAACAAUCACGAUCCCUUCAUAUCAGGUCUACCGAAUUCAGAUUAUGAUAUAUUGGAGGAACUCAUGGAUGACGAUUUGCGCCAAGAAAUUGGUGAACUGAUUUCAGAUGACGAAUCCUUGCAAUAUGCAAAUGUAACAGACAAAAAAGAAGGUCAAUGUUCUACUAUUGUAACUCCGUUCCAAAAAAGUUUCUACGAUAAUACACAGAGGGCAGCACGUACUCAAGAAAUGCAAAGCAUCUGCACAACAGCUCUUAAGCAAGAUCAUAGUUUCGCAACAACCAAUAUAGCGAGGAAUGUUAUAAAUACUAACUUAGAACAGUUUCCACAGUCAUCUGUAUCGGUUUCUGCUAUCAACAGCGGUGACCGAACUUAUUCCAAUAUAAAAGUUGCUGAAACCACGAAAAUAACUCAUCCAAACAAUAUAGUUCACAACAUUGAAUUUCCUGGUAUGAAAGGGCAUACAAUUUCGUCAAAUAUUUCACACGUUGUUGAAAGUCGAAACUCAUUGCAUACACCUCGUUCAAACAAUGGCGUUUACCAAAAGAGAGAAAAUAAUUUGGAUUCAAGAAAUCUUCUCUUUACAACAAUUUCGCCGAGGGCUUCAAUACAAAAUGUUGGAAUUGGUUUAGAAACGGCUUACAAUCCAUAUUAUACCAUGCCAGUACAAGAAAACGAAAAUACACAAGUACAUAACUUUGAUCCCAACAAGUUUAUAACUAUAAAUAAUAUGCCAAAUAUUUCUUUUUUACCUACAACGACAUUUGCAGCCCCAUUAAUAACUCCGGUUGUUUUUGGCGAUGCUUUAACGCAAGCUGGGACGCAAAAUAACGUACAAAAGACGUUACCCACUUCUACUAUUCAUCCUAUGAAAUAUUCUGGUGAACCAAAUCUUAAUAGUGCCAACCAAUCUAAUAAAUUUAUAGAAACACCAUCAAGGGAUAGUAAAAACAAAAUUACACCAAAGAACGAAAUCAAUUUUCCAGAUGUGAAAUUGGAAAACAAUAAACAUUUAAUCUUGAACAAUGACAAAAAAGAAGUAAAAGAAAGAAAAGCACUACCGCAAGAACUAGUUGGUGUUAAAUUACCACAUACAAAGCCAGACCACAAAUUGUUCCCAACAGUAAAACCCUUGGAAAACAUUGACACGAAGAUACUAUGUUCCAUGCAGAGUAAAAGACUAGAACAAAAGCGCAUGGCAUUAAUAAACAGAGAAACAAGACAUUACACCAAUCGGUCACCAAUACCCUUACCUUAUACGUCAUUAGAAAAAGGUGAAAUCGAAAGCGUUAAGGCAAACAAAUACAAAAAUAGCGAUUUAAACGUAAAAUACGUCUAUGACGAUAUCAUACCUCUAAGUGAAAAAAUAUCUAUCCUUCAUCAUUCGAAAAAUGAAUCGUUGGAAAAGUGUAAAAAUGAUAAGGAUAUACGAAAUGUUGCAGAAUCAACGGAUCCAGAAAACGAAAGAAAAAAUAAAUGUUCGGAUAUAUUACACCAUAAUUCUUUGAAACCUACAACAAACCCUAUAGAAAAACAUGAAACGAUUUUGAAUGAGUCACCUAAAGUAAUAAGUAAAAAAGACAAACUAAAAACACAAAAUUCACCACUAAAAGUUACAUCUACUUUGAAACGUAAAAUCUCAAAAGCAAAAACAUUGAUUAAACCUGCGAAAAUACGUGGAUGCAACGCAAGCAUAAAUCUAAAUAAUUGUCAAGAUAAUUCUAUUGAAGCAACAAGACUUCAGAAAUUAGAAGAGAAUACAGAAAUUCGAGGUAAUUUGGAAAUAAACGGUAAAAUUAUCAAUAAAUACGAUUCUGACCCUUCAAUUAACACGUUCUCCAUUGAAAAUGAAUCGUUUGACAUCGAAGAACAAUUGAUUGGGUCAGUUAUAUCAAAAUCAAUAUUAACUGAAUCUACUAAGCAUUUGGACAUAUUUGAGACUAAGGACAUGACGGUUGACAUUAAUGGCAGAGGCGAAGAAAAAGAAAAUGACUUAAAUAAAUCCCAAAACGUCAUCAACGAAAAACAGGAUACGAAUAACAUCGAGGCUGACGAAACUAGUAUAAAAAAUAAUUGCAGUGAACAAAAGUCUAACACAGAUAUUGCUAGUACAAAAAUAUGUAAUGGUAAAAGCGUUUUACGUCGCUUGAAGAAAAAGAGGAUUGCGUAUAAAAAUCCCAGCGAUGAAAUAAAAACUUUUAAAACACUUACUGGCAAUGAAAGUUCAAAAAAUAAAUUGAGUAUAAAGUCACCACUUGCAAAUAAUGAUGUCUUGCAUGAAAAUAGAAACGAGACAAAAGUCUUAUCUACAGAUAACAAUUCUUCUAUAAAACAAAAGGAACAAACAGUUUCUGAUGAAGUGAUAGAUUUGGAUGAAGUCCCUGAAACAAGCGUUCCUCAAAUCGAGUUGACGAAUAACUUGGUUCCUGUAAAUAAUAAUGAUAAGCUUGCAAAUUGUAGAUUGCAAUGUUAUAGAGCAUUCAAUAAAAAAAAUGCACUUAAAAAACGAUGCCAAAAAAUUUACACGGGAAAAAUGGACUUGAAACAAAUAAUAUUUCAGGAAGUUUCGCCCAAAACAACAAAAAACAAAGGUUCUAAAGCUAUACAUGUAAUUUUGCCUAACGGGAUAAAGUUUAGAGCAAUAAUUAAAGGAAAUAAGAAUUGCGAUAUCAAUAAUUUAGUCAUCGAUACAAGCCUUAAAUGUUCAUUAUUGAAUAAUUUUUUUAACAAUAAAAUCACCUUUAGUCGUAAAGUUCGCCAAAAGAAAUCUAUCGGGUUUUCUACAACGACAAAGAAGAGCUUGGAAAAUACAAAUGUGAUUGAAACAAUAGAUUUAAUAAGCGAUGAAGAAAUUGACUCUGGUGUUACUCCACCAACGGAGAUCGGCGAUUUCUCAAUAUCUUCUUUAGACAAAGAUCUUGCUAAACAUCAAACUAAAUUAUCUAGUAAAUGUACUGUGUCGUUAAACAGAUAUUCUAUAGAAGAAUUAAUUGCAUUAAAAAGAAGCAUUAAAGAUACAAAAUCGUGCGGCAUAGAGAAAAGCAUUGAAUGCUUAGCACCAACAAACAAAGCAUUUCAAAAUAUACAAGUCGACGAAUCUGAACAAAGCACUAAAAUUCCUAUUUUAUGUGAUGAAAACGUUUUAGAAACUACAGAUUUGGAAGAAAGUUUAAAUAAUGAUUAUACCCUAAACGAAACACAGAUAGAUUUAGGUUCUGAAAAAAUAAGUAUGGAAUCUACUACAGAUGAAAUUCAAAAUGUACCUGUUACGUUAAUAUCAAGUGAGGAAGUUAACGAUGUAGAUUCAAUUUCUCCGACAACUGUAGAACAAAAACAAGAUUUUCAUGGACUGGAUGAACGAACACAACAACACACAAAUAAUUUCGAUUGUUUCAUAAAACUUACCAGAUGUGAUAAUUUACUGAAAAACAUCGGUGCAUUGAAUCAGAAAUGUUAUGUCGAACUUGUUCGAUGCGACGAUACUGAAACAUUUAAUAAAGCAAACCCAAGUCCAAGCCCUCACCUCUUGGAAGAAAGAACAUUAAAAGAGAACGAUCGCAAUAAUAUGGAUUUAAAUGAAGACGACAUUGGGGACUGCAAAAUAAAUGAUGAGUUAAUAAAUCCCUUAGUUGAAGACGAAGAAAACAAAUAUGAACCAAAACUCGAACGAAGCACAUCUUGUUCAAUAUUGACUGAUUUCCUAAUAUGCAAAGAAACGAUGGAUUAUACUACGAUCGAUAAAAAAGUUAUAAAUGUCAAUAAACAAGAAGGGUUAAAAUCACCUGUAUAUUUUGAAGAUACCUGUUACGCAGAAUGGUCAAUGACAAAACGUGAUAUAUAUCUGCAAACUGCUAUGCCAAUGGAAAGUAUUCACCAAGAUCCUAAUUUGUUCGAUAACAGUCCGGACUAUGCUGAACUCUCUACGCAAGUAAAAGGUAAUGUUAAAACAAAAAAAUCCAAUUCUGUUCCUGAAAUACUUCCAACGUUUCAAGUUCAAAGUUUGAGUAAAUUGGCAUUAAAGUUUUUCGAAAGUAAUACAUUAUUGGAUUUGUUAUAUCCUAUAUCACACGACACUGCAAAUAUGACAGAAAAUAGUAAACCUCCGCUGAAAAGAAAAUUAAGUUAUCAGUACAGAUCAUCUAGUAAGAAAAUAUCAAAGCUUGAACAUCAAAUACCAUCGUGCGGAGAAAAUGUUGUUACUGAACAAGUUAAAAAUAAACCUUGUGUAGUUACUGGUAGUAAAUUAAGUACAGAAAGUGCCAAUGAUUUUGACGAAAUAGAAUUAGCAAAUAAUCCUAGUGAAGACAAAAAUAACUUUUGUAUAGACACAGAAGAACCUUCCAGUGUAAUCGAAAGCGUUAUUACUCCGAAGUGUGAUAUGACUUUUGACAAAGAUACGGGUCUAAAUAUUGUAGAGCAAAUAGACAUUGAAUGUAAUAAAUAUAAUAAAGACAUAGAUCUUUUUGAUGACGCAAAUAGAUUAAAUAAAACUAUACCUAUAGAAACUGAUAUAUGCAAAGAUGAUACUACUAAAUUAGAAUCGUUGGCAAAGAGUUAUUCAUACAUGAAAGAUAUUUCUAAUACAUCAGAUACAACGCAAGGUCUUAACGAAAUUUGCGUUUCUGAUAUUGAUAAACCUAAAGAUCUUUGUGACAGUUUUCACAUAAUAGAAGAAAAUGAUAUCGCAAUUACGGAUAAUUCAAAAAUUUGUAAUCAGUCUAAAAAUAAAAAGAUUUAUAUAAAUAUUGACCAUAGUUAUGCUGCGAUUAAUAAGGACGACAGUAAUAGUUUCUAUCAUGUAAGUAAAACCAAGUACUGCGAUAAUGAAGACGAUAUUUCGGAUUUAACAAAUCAGGAUUGUAAUGUAAUCAAUUCAACUACAGAAGUACAAAAUAUUACUACUGAAACAGUUCAAGACUUAGUCCUAGGUAAUGUUGAAAAUGGUGAUGUAACGUAUGAACAAGGAGCUGAAGAUAAAUACGAUGUUCUCAGAAAUGUAACACUUGUAUACCAAGAUGAUGCGAAAAUUGUGUUAAGAGGCAUAGAAUAUGAAGAUCCUAUUGCUGGCACAUGUUACAUGUUUCCUUUGGAAAAUAAUACAAUGUUUUCCGAUGUAGUUGAUGAAGGCGAUUACUUACGUGAUGAAAAAGAUGAAUAUACCGGUGACGAUGAUAAGAUGCAAGUAAAAUCUAGUACUGAGAUAGAUGUACUAAGUGAUGAUAGUUUAUCAAUUGUACCACCUACAAAAACAUACUUAAGAUACGAAAAAGAUGACAAACAAAGUUUGGACAGAUUAAGUAAGAGCGGCUUAAAACGUAAAUAUUCUCUAGAUCAUCAGAUGUGUAAAAAACGUUACAGAAAAAGCAAAAACAUUGAUUAUCUAAAAGCGAGCGUUGACACGCAAAAGAAUACAGCUUAUGGUAAAGAGUAUAAACAGCUGUUGCAUUACUACAGUUCUAUAAAAUUUUCCUAUACAAGACCCUUUGAUAAAGAACAAAUUGACGUUCCUAAGUUACUCAGUGCUUGGCCAAUAAAAGAAACGCACAACAUGCCGUUAUUUGAUACUGAGUCAUCUGAUUUAUUUAAAGAUAAUUGUGAGCAACGGUGUUAUCCAGAUCCAUUAAAACAAACAUUGGUGGAAGAAUUAUCUGCUGAAGUUACUGAAUACUCCAUCACUUCGGAUGAUACUAGUGAUACUAAUUUCAAUAUGGGUUUUGGUGAGGAGUCCGGCAGAGUCAUACAAAAUUUAGAAAAGAAGGAUGAUAUUUUAAAAUUUUCGGCUGCGACUCUGUCGGACGUAAAGCAAUCUCAGCCGUUUUUAAUGUCCCAAGAAUAUGUGGGCUGCGAAAAUUCAAUUGAGGUAUCUAAUUUAUUUAGUUCAUCUAAAAAGAAUCAAAACAUUAAAUUAAAAACUGAUUACAUACAAUUAAAAGACAAGGUACGUUCGUAUUUUAAGAAAACAGCUAUAGAGUUGAAGUAUAACUGGAUCAGAGACAAUUUGAAAGAUAAAGAUGUGAUGCGGAAUAUUAAUGGAGAUAAUAACUUCACAAAUUGUCUACUAGACUUUUACUUGUAUGAUUUUAUUGAGCCUCCUCCAAUCGAAAGUAUUGUACAAGUUGUCCAAAUUGGACAGCUACCGGUUAGCGCUGCUGCGCAAAACCCUGUCAGUUGUGACCCUCGCGUAACACAAGUUGCAAACGCCAGUCCUCCGCAAUGUUCCGAAGAAAAUAGUUCACAUGAUGAUUCCCAUUCGCCAGUUAAAACGGAGUAUACGGAACUCACAACUGCAGACCUCACCUUGCCGUUAGUGGCAGAGUAUAAUCGCCAUGAUUGUCAUAAAAUAACAGAAUCUCAAGAACCUGCACAUUUACAUAACAAUCAAGAAAUUUUACAGUCUGAAUUCGGCUACGGUGGCAAAAUGGAUACUAAAAAAGAUUAUAAUCACGACGAAGUUAAGGAUUUGAGUCUUAAAAAUAAAGAAUUUCAAACGCUAGGAAAAGAAAAACCAAAUCAUUCAGUUUAUCAUUACGAUACCAAUGCUGACAACGAAUGUUCAGAGUUAGAUACUCCGACAACCUUUUUUGAUCCAACUAAAAAACAAAAUACUGUAUCGGAAAGAACGGAUCAAAUAGCUCAUGCAAUGAGUGCCGCGGGUAUUACGACGACAAUUGAGGACAACUCAAAAGCACAAGCGUUGGUAGAUAAUAUAUCUGAAGAUUUGCAUCAAAGCAACGUAGAUCCGACUCAAAAUCACAUAAACGAUUGUCCAAAUACCGCGUCCAUUAACGCAGUAGCUUUGCAGCAAGCUUUAGCGCAAAUUCUUCCUCCUCCGUUAAGCCACACAAGUAGCGCAGAAACUGAUUCACAGACGUCAUCAAUAACACCACAAGUAUUGCACAUCGUAAAAGGGAAACAUUCUGAAGGUAAUCAAAUAACACUCGUCGAUAACGUUCAGCAAUCUGUUAUAAGUACACCUAACGCUGCGCCUGUACUACAUAUUGUACAAAACAAGGGUGCAAAACCAAAUCCAACUAAUAACGGGCCCUCUGUACAACAAACUAAUUCAUUUGGGGCACUGUCUCUGGUGGAAACUGGACACCAAAAUGGCAAUCAACUCCUCCACAUAGUCAACGCAGGGAAUCAAAAAGACACCACUGCAAAUCAACUUCUUAAAACUGUAAAUCUUCUUACUAAUCUUGCUAAUGUUCAAGGUUCAAAUGAACAAAAAAUGUUACAAUUCGUGUGUAAAUCUACCGACGGCAAAGCUAUUCAGUUAAACACUCCACAUCAUGGUAGCAUGGUUCUGAGAUUACAGCCCAUUGAAACCCAAAGUGUUCAGGAUGGUCCAUCAAAUAAUCAAGAAUGUAGCCCAACGCCUGCUGCAGCAAGUAAUGCACCUGUUGAAGAAAACCUCAAUACACAACAAGAAAUAAAAUCUCGAUCUGUAUACGAGGAAAACUAUGCAAAAUUUAUCCAGAACACUUCAAAUAAAUCAAAUCCAGAAAAGGGCACAAGCCUCCCAAAAUUCAAUCAAGCUUUUGGAAAACCUGUAUUUCAAGAGGAAAAUCAAAAAGAAAGCGAAAUUAAUAGUAACGACACACAUUUGACAUCCGGGAAUUCAGUCGAUGAUACUCCUGAAACUUCCGAAAUGAAUCUUGAUCACAUUGCGCAAAUAAGUAGUCCGCCAUUGUUGCUGCGAAAAUCGCCCCAAAGUUCGCAAGCACCACCUAGUUUAGUUCCACAAUUAAAGCAGUCCGUUACUCCUAUGAAUAUUCAAACUAUGCACGGUGGAGUGAUUUAUACACGACAAAUACCUGUUAAUAUUGGCGGAGGACAGACAAUAAAUUUGAUAACUGUACCAAGUACGGAAUUAGUAGAUGAUUCUAACCAAAAACAUCAGGAUGUCAAGUUUGUUAAUCAAGGCGAUAUUGUUGAACCAUCUAUAAUUAAAAUUGUACCGCAAACUACGCCUAAUUCAGACCUGUCACCUGAUGAAAAUCAAAACGCUGGUACUUUAAACGAAGGUGGGCAAAAUACUCAAUCUCAACCCGUUUUAACACAGAUGCGUAUAAAAUUACCGAUGUUAAGUAAAGCACCACAAAUGGUGACUGGUACAAGAGUAGUUAGGCCGUCAUUUUUUCAAAUCCAAAGAAACGUCAUCGGAGGCGCCAACCAACCUGUCUAUCAACAGUUGGUUCUAACUACUGCACCGCCACUGGGCCAACAGACUAUAAGAUUACCACAGUCGCCAAUGACAAGGCCAAUUAAAGUACCUAGCGAAAGUUCCCCGGAAUCACACUUGAGUUCUUCGACUCUCGAACAAUUAAGAGAAUUUGACAUGGUAUUAGAACAAGUCAAAGAAAGGAGUACGGUACAACCUAGUUCUACCGCAAAUACUCCCAUUUCCAAACCUCACACUACCACAUCUAGUGACGCAAAAGACGGUGCCUCGCCCGCUCCGACUCCUUCAGAGCCAACUCCAGUACUAUAUUCUGUUGGAGCAAAUCAACAGUUUAAUGUCGCAUAUGUGAAUAAGAAGUCUACCGUCACAACACCAACUACUUCAACGGUCGUUCGAUCCCCAGAUUCAUCAGUAACUGAAUCUCCCACUUCUUCUAAUCAUGUUCAGGUUUCACAAACGGUAACAACAGCUACAACCUCUAACAGUACAUCUGUGCAACAAAGCAAUCCAAAGCCUAAAGUAAGUUCUAGGUCAAGACCAAGACCGAAAGCUUCGUCGAAUCCUCCAAAUACAUUAAAAUUAAAUAACGUCCCAUCUAAGCCCUCAACACAGAAGCCGAUAGAAGAUGAGCAGACGACGCAAAGAAUCCUUUACAUAUUAGCCGAAUACAGAGAGCAAGUUGAGAAUUGUCCCGAUAAGAAUAAACCGGCGCCUCGUAGACGAACAAAUCCACCAUCCAAUCCGGGAUCCUCGAAACGAAAAAAGAGCUCAAGUGGUUCAAGACGAUCUGGUGCGCGCGACUCGAGUCCCAUAAAUGGUGAUGACGCCAAUCGCACCAUGGGAUCAGAAGACAGCAGUUGCGGGACGUCGCAGGGCGAUUGUAAUGAGAACUGUUUAGAAACCCCUUCGCCCCAAGAUAGUCCACGUAAACUACCAAGAAAGUUGUCCUUCGAAAACGAAACACCGCCUCCUCAACCGCGACCGCAGCUGCAGCGCAAUGUGAUAGUUGCUGACGGCCAGACUAUCACCGUUGCUCGGGGACCGACGGGAAAACCCGCUACGGCGCUGCUAAUGCCGGCUAAUUACAUCCUGCCCGUCUCGAUGCUAAAGGGCGGUCAGCAAAUAGCUAUAGUCACAAAUCGCGGUCCAAAACUUUUAACCCUAAGCGGUGAAGGUGGAACGACCGGUGCGCUGUUAUUGCAACGGUUGAUUGGUCCCGCCGGGCUAAAGCCAAUGUUGGCCCGGCCCGGUGUACGCCAUGUGCGGCUGCCUGCAGCGGCGCUGCACAAUCUUCACGCGUUCAACUUUACAACUGCCACAACGGUGCAGCCGCCCGACAGCACGAUGUCGCCUGCAUCCGCAACUACUCCCCCAGACCUCGUGGAGACUGGAACGGCGGCUUCGCCUUGGAUUGAAAAGGAGACCCAAAGCGUUAAACCGGAACGAAGUCCUAGUCCGGACGGGUCCGAGCCUUGGAACGUUCCGACAUCGGCCAAUACUCACGAAUAUACCUAUGAAGAGACUGUGCGCACCGACAACUUGGACAGGACCGUUCUUGUUGUGCAGAAAAGAGACAUUACAUCACACCGUCAACACAGAUUGACACACGUGGCCACCGCAGCCCUGAGGCACAAAUAUGCCAUUUUAGAACAUGAACUAAGACUUCAGAAAUCGUUAUCAGAGGAAUGCGAGGAUUUGGGCGUGGAUUCACCGUCUGCCUCCGAACUGUUCCCGGAGGCGGAGCUGCUGUUCGCUGGCUCCCCGGCACAGGACCACACGCAGGACCAGCACCCACACCGCCCACACACACCUCCACCCGUUAUUAUUAACCAAAGCGUGCCUCGACCGGACAUGGACGAUCAGAUUGCCACAGACCAUCUCCUGCAGCGCCCCGACUUACAGGAGGAGACUAACAGCGACCUGGCUAUGAACCUGGGACUGGACGACGUCGGUAUCGUCACCGUCACUGAGAACGGAGCAACCAUCACCUUAGACCACGAGGAGUUUGCAAGAUCGCAUCCUAAUACCACCUUCCAUAAAGAACCGACAGAAGAGACGGAGAUGCAUCCGUAUACAGUAACGGGAAUUAAGAGCCGCCACAUUACAUCGACAAUAUUCCACGCCAGUAGAGCCCCGGCCACGGUGCUGAUGGGCCCGCAGACCACUGUCAUCUCCCAAGCCAGUCACGACAGUCCGCACAUACAGCACAACGUGCGGUACUCGCACAUGGACAACGUCAUUAACACGCCGGCAUCGCACCAUCACAACCUCAACCUGAACACCGUGCUGGUGAAAGACGAUGGCCUCACCAGAUACGACAGCAUCCUCACCGAUUCCCGGGAACUGCAUCUCUCCAACACCGCCUCCGCCAUCGUCCACUCGGUCGGCAACGCCACACAAGUCAUCAGGAGAGUUGGCUACGAUGACGACAAACGGGACUCGAGAUUCCUCAUGGACGAUGACACAAUGAUGACCGGAGACGACUCCAAAAUGAUGGGAGAAGACAACUCGAGGGAGGCGCUCGAAUCCAUGUGCGGCGAUGUGGACUAUCGAUCGUCUCCAGAGCGCCAGACGGAACUCUACUGGGAAUCCAACUCUGUCGUGGAUCAUUCUGAGAGCAGACGACAGAUGGACUUUAGCAGCGAUAGUGAAAAGUGUUGCAGAAGCCCGCCCUACGAAGAGAACAACUCCACGGACUCGAGUGGUAUGAGCACCCAAGUGAGACUGGACUCGGUGAUUAAAGACGCGAGGGGAAUGGACCGCAGCGGAAGUGCAGACGGCUCCUCGGCUGAUGACACGCUGCCCCCGCUGCGUACGUACCCUGCUAAGAGGGUGUACCAUCACCCCGUGGACAGAGAUACAGGCAGAAGUCUAUCAGGGAAGACUAGAGCUGGGGAAGGUCUGGAUAUCCUGGAUGUGCGACGGCGUGCGUCCGGCCGCGGUGUGGUGAAGCGCUGCUGCCAUUGCUGCUCCGGUUCACCCCUGCCGCCGCGACCCAAGAAACCUAAACCCAGAAAACCCUCCCUGGACUACCACAUGCACUGAACAAAGACGAGCAUAUACCAGACUGAACGAUGAUCUCAUUCGCGUGAGGUUCCAAAUAGUUUUAAAUAGUGAUAAAAAUUGUUAAACUUGUUUUGUAUAUAACCUUGUGUAGCUAACUUCCGCGACUGUCUCUUCUGUUGAUUAGCUUAAGCUUUAAGUGUUAUAUAAGUUGCGGUCUAUCACCGGUCAGUUCAAAUCUUUUGUACGUUUCUUGACUCACGGGAGGCAUUUUUAUUGUUAUUUUCUUUUUGUAAUUCUUGUAAUAUAUUCCUUAUAUACACUAAAGGAUUGUAUAAUACUGUACUUCUGUAGGUAUAUUUGAUUGUAGGUUAAGUGUUUCCUUUAGCAUAACAGGCUAUACUCAAACGUGAAUUUAAUUACUUAGGUAUUAGACUAUGAACGAUGUUUAAUAUGGCCCCUUCUUGAUGUUAGACUGAUUAUAUUUCUCCUUAGUAUUUCACACUGAAAUUCGAUUAAAGAUUUUUUUUUCUAUUUUAAUAUACUGUAUUAUAUUCGUAUAGUAUAUAAGCGACUUCCAUCGUGAUGCACAAAAUCUAUCGACCGAUAACGUCAGCUUUAAAUUAGUGGGUUUUUUUUUAUAUUUUAGUAACAUUAACUGUGAAUAGAAAAUUCAGUUACGACACUAUGUGCUUUAUAUAAUUUAUCAGACGGCUAUUGACAUGUUCAAUUUAUUUAAGAUAUUUGAAUUUUUUUGAUAUCCAUAGAUUAAUUUGUAUAUGUAAAUACAACCCGCCCAGUUCGCUUUCGGGGAGCGUCUAGUCACUUAUGUGUUGCGGCGGAAGCGCAGCGGAUACUAAAGUCCAGUAUUCAACCAGCUUCUGUAUAUAAUAUGCAGAUCUAGAUAAAAUAUAUAAAAUAAUCUAAAUAGCUGUAUUAAUAAGAUAAUUCAUGUCUCGUUGUAUAUAAAAGAGAAUGGGGAAAUGUUAACAUUUAGUGAAUUUAGCAAUUAUGGGCGCAUUUAUAGUUAAUUAUGAAGCCCGAUAUCAUAAGGCGGGUUUAUUAGUACGCUGUGUUGCCAUGAUGGGGAAAAAUAUUGAAAUUUCUUGAUUUAAAUCGAGUAUCUAGUAUUAUUUGAAUUUAAAAAUUAUUAUCUUUACGUACAGUUUCAUGUUACCCUUCAGGUAUUUAAUCGCGAAUGGGGUAGGGUGAGAUAGAUUUAGUCUGUGUUACCAGUUAAAUGUUUAAUGUCGGUCAGAGAGUAUGUCAGUCAAAAAAACUUAACGUGGUGUUGACAAAAUAAAAGUUUAAAAUCAACUAACAAGAAUUAAUAUUCUGGUUAAUAUUAUGUAACCGGUUUUUAUUUGAUUUUUUUCAGGCAAUGACAAAUAUACGUUUAACCCGUAUUUUUAUGAUCUUGGCUUAAAUCAAGAUUUUCCAUAUUUAUCAGAAUAACACAUUAAUCUUAGGUUUAAGAUAGUGGUAUUAGGGAAUGUGUGCACGCGGCCACUAUACCCGAUAUUCUCUGGGCAAGUGAUUCAAUGUUAGUGAGCGCAUUACUUAAGAUGUUUUGAGACCUUUGAAUUUAUUUUUUAUUUCUCUCCCCGUUAAAGGCGACAUAGUUUUUUCUGCCAUUUCGUAAACUUAAGGUUCAAAUUUUUUAUAUCCAAAUAUACUGUUUGCGAAUAUUGUAGGUCGAUAUUAUCAUACAUUGAGGAGAUUUAUUUGUCUUAUGUUAUUUUAUUCGAUUUUAAAAAUUUAUUAGACGUAAUAAAUGUUUUGUGUUU